Leopardus geoffroyi (Geoffroy's cat) is the source of this 2105-nucleotide messenger RNA. RefSeq names its product serine/threonine kinase 32C (gene STK32C). The record is from RefSeq and is a predicted model, not a curated record. Bases 392 to 1573 code for a protein of 393 amino acids. Gene Ontology annotation, biological process: G protein-coupled receptor signaling pathway; protein phosphorylation; regulation of signal transduction. Lineage: Eukaryota; Metazoa; Chordata; Mammalia; Carnivora; Felidae. The transcript is spliced from 13 exons. Gene Ontology annotation, molecular function: G protein-coupled receptor binding; ATP binding; G protein-coupled receptor kinase activity.
AAGGCUGUUAGUCCACGGCUGUGCUGGAGCAGGCGGCGCCGAGGGGAAGCUGCCGGGGACAGGGGGCGUGGGCACAAGCAGGAAGCCGGGAGGACGGACCGGCCCUGGGGACGUCCUGCAGAAGAAGUUGGCACCGUCCAUCGCAGGACCGCACACCUGCCUCCCACCAGCGAGGUGCCUCCACACAGCCUUUUGGGGCUCUGCAGCGCUGAUGUGUGUUACACUGGGUGCUCUGGGCUCUCGUGCAGCCACCCCCUGAGAAGUGCAGAAGUGUCCAAGUCCAUCCUCUGGGGGAUCCUCAGUGAACUUCGACCACUUCCAGAUCCUUCGGGCCAUCGGAAAGGGCAGCUUCGGCAAGGUGUGCAUCGUGCAGAAGCGGGACACGGAGAAGAUGUACGCCAUGAAGUACAUGAACAAGCAGCACUGCAUCGAGCGGGACGAGGUGCGCAACGUGUUCCGGGAGCUGGAGAUCCUGCAGGAGAUCGAGCACGUCUUCCUGGUGAACCUGUGGUACUCCUUCCAGGAUGAGGAGGACAUGUUCAUGGUGGUGGACCUGCUCCUGGGCGGGGACCUCCGCUACCACCUGCAGCAGAACGUCCAGUUCUCCGAGGACACGGUGAGGCUGUACAUCUGCGAGAUGGCGCUGGCCCUCGACUACCUGCGCAGUCAGCACAUCAUCCACAGGGACGUCAAGCCCGACAACAUCCUGCUGGACGAGCAAGGGCACGCACACCUGACCGACUUCAACAUCGCCACCAUCAUAAAGGACGGGGAGAGGGCCACCGCCCUGGCGGGGACCAAGCCAUACAUGGGUGAGCCGCGGCCACCAGCCUCGCACCCGCCCGGCCAGCCUGCUGUAGUGCGGGACAGGCUCGGACAGACGCUAGCUCCGGAGAUCUUCCAGUCCUUCGUCAGCGGUGGCAGCGGCUACUCCUUCGAGGUGGACUGGUGGUCAGUGGGGGUGCUGGCCUACGAGCUGCUGCGUGGAUGGAGGCCCUACGACGUCCACUCCAGCAAUGCCGUCGAGUCCCUGGUGCAGCUGUUCAGCACGGUGAGCGUCCAGUACGUCCCCACCUGGUCCAAGGAGAUGGUGGCCCUGCUGCGGAAGCUCCUCACUGUGGACCCCAAGCACCGAGCCUCCAGCCUACAGGACAUGCAGGCGGCCCCAUCGCUGGCCGGCGUGCUGUGGCAGGACCUCAGCGAGAAGAAGGUGGCACCAGGCUUUGUGCCCAACAAAGGCCGCCUGCACUGCGACCCCACCUUUGAGCUGGAGGAGAUGAUCCUGGAGUCCAGGCCUCUGCACAAGAAGAAAAAGCGUCUGGCCAAGAACAGGUCCCGGGACAGCAGCAGAGACAGCUCUCAGUCUGAGAAUGACUACCUUCAGGACUGCCUUGAUGCGAUCCAGCAAGACUUUGUGAUUUUUAACAGAGAAAAGCUGAAGAAGAGCCAGGACCCCGCGAGCGAGCCGCCGCCCGCCCCCGGGGCCGGAGAGGCUGCGGAGGACCGCGAGGGGACGCGCCCCGCCCUGUCCAUGUGCGGCCCCAUCUGCCCCUCCCGCCUCACCGAGAGUUAGCUCCCGCUGCUUUGCAGACUCAGGUCUGCCAGGAGGACAGGACGGGGUGGCGGGCAGAGGCCCAGCGUGGACAUUCCCCGCCGAGCAGCCCGGCCCCUCCCAGCACAGACCCCGGGCCUGGUGGCCCCGCUGCUCCCUGGCCUUGUUUGCACGGGGACGGGCUGACUGCCGAGCCUGCUCGAGGGCUCUCCGUGGCCCAUGGCAACCGCCGGGAGUGGGGGACACGCCCCGGUGGCUCCGUUACCUGCAAUGGUGGCAGGAGGCCUGCGGCCUCCGCUGGUGCCCCCCCACCCCCACCCCUCCGGCCCACCACUGGCAAGUCACAGAGGCUCCAGUGCCACCAGCCUCAGCUGUACAUAAGCCCUCGGCACCGGCCCUGCCGUCGGCUGCCGGACGUCCGUGCACUGGCUCCCCGGGGCGCACGGAGUCUCGUGCGGAAAGGUGAGGAGUGUUUUUAUAGACACACUGUUCUGGCGACUUCUGCUGUGUUUCUGUACAGUUGUCACCUCUGAGCAUCACGACCUAAGAGCUG